UAGAAUAUUGACGCAAACACGGGUAGACACGCCAAUGUUGACUCGGUUUCCAGCAGACCAAAGAAGCCUUUAAGUACCCGACCAUUUCUGCUCCAAUUGCACUCUUCAUAUCCAACUUGGCAUCAGCACCAUUCGUCGACUAUCCUCAGCUGAGGUUAGUGUGAUUGCCAGUCAUGGCUCGAAACCAACUGGGGGUACUUGAUGCGCUUGAUGUGGCCAAGACACAAUGGUAUCAUUUCACCGCAAUUGUGAUCGCCGGGAUGGGAUUCUUCACCGAUGCGUAUGAUCUCUUUAGUAUAUCUCUUGUCACCAAGUUACUCGGCCGGAUAUAUUACUUUAAUCCCGAUUCUGCCAAGCCCGGCACUUUGCCUCCCAGUAUCGCAGCUGCUGUUAAUGGUGUCGCACUGUGUGGCACUUUGGCCGGGCAGCUCUUCUUCGGGUGGCUUGGUGACAAGUUGGGACGGAAACGAGUCUACGGCAUAACUCUGGUCCUCAUGGUUGUUUGCUCCUUCGCCUCAGGGCUCUCGUUGGGCCACCAGCCCAAGGGCGUUAUGGCUACCCUCUGUUUCUUCCGGUUCUGGCUUGGGUUCGGCAUCGGCGGCGACUACCCGUUGUCUGCGACCAUCAUGUCUGAAUAUGCCAACAAGAAGACCCGUGGCGCGUUCAUUGCUGCGGUCUUCGCCAUGCAAGGAUUUGGGAUAUUGGUUGGAGGGAUCGUGGCCCUCAUCGUCUCGAGCGCAUUUGAUCAUGCAUACAAGUCUCCUCCGUACUCAGUCGAUAGGGCAGGCUCCACUGUUCCGGAAGCCGAUUACAUCUGGAGGAUCAUUCUGAUGUUCGGGGCAAUACCGGCCGCUAUGACCUACUACUGGCGAAUGAAGAUGCCUGAGACUGCUCGUUACACCGCCCUAGUGGCCAAGAAUGCGAAGCAGGCGGCAAACGACAUGUCUAAGGUGUUGAACGUUGACCUUGAGGCCGAGGAAGAGAAGGUGCAAAAGAUUGCAGAAGAGAGAUCCAACAACUUCGGCUUGUUCAGCAGAGAGUUCGCUCGCCGCCACGGGGUCCACCUUGUCGGGACCACCACCACUUGGUUCUUGUUGGACAUUGCUUACUACAGCUCCAAUCUCUUCCAGAAGGACAUCUUUAGCAAGGUGGGUUGGCUUCCCCCCGCAAAGGAAAUGAACGCAGUUCAUGAAGUCUUCCGCAUUGCCAGAGCGCAGACCUUGAUUGCGCUCUGCGGCACCGUCCCCGGAUACUGGUUUACGGUUGCUUUCAUUGAUCGCAUCGGAAGGUUUGCUAUCCAAUUAAUGGGCUUCUUCUUCAUGACCGUGUUCAUGUUCGCGCUCGCAAUCCCUUACCAUCACUGGACCCUGAAGCCAAACCACAUCGGCUUCGUUAUCAUGUACUCACUGACCUUCUUCUUUGCCAACUUCGGGCCCAAUGCCACAACGUUCGUCGUGCCGGCGGAGAUAUUCCCCGCGAGGCUCCGGUCAACUUGCCACGGCAUAUCAGCAGCGUGUGGAAAGGCAGGGGCAAUCGUUGGGGCCUUUGGGUUUUUGUAUGCUGCUCAGGGGAAAAAGGAGGCAGAUAGAGAUGCUGGUUACCCACCGGGCAUUGGAGUCAAGAACUCAUUGAUCAUGCUCGGCGUGAUCAACUUCUUCGGGAUUUUAUUCACUCUAUUAGUCCCUGAAUCAAAAGGAAAGUCGCUCGAGGAGCUCACGGGCGAAAAUGAGGACGAGCCCAGUCAGACAGAGCUGUCCGCUGCAAGAACAGUUCCAGAAUAAUUUCAACUCCCAAGUAACUUGGUGUCGAAGAACAAGAAGUAGAAAUCGAGUGCUGAAGAAACUUGCUGUGUUGCUGGAUUUUACCUAAUCAGCGUGCCUGAUGAAUAAGUCUAUUAGAGAAACUACAGUAUACAUUGAAGAAACAUUAGAGGGUGUGUAUAGAAAGUUCAUGUAAGGUAUAGGAGUGAGUUUAGUUUCCAUGUUUUAAUCUUUACCGCUCUACAUUUACUGUCCUAUGCCUACCUGAUGAGACAUUCCUGUAUCCUUUGACGUUUCUCCGUUUUUCAAUCCAAAUGAACCAGCAUCAGGAUUCAGUACUA
Molecule: messenger RNA, 2101 nt
Organism: Eucalyptus grandis
Lineage: Eukaryota; Viridiplantae; Streptophyta; Magnoliopsida; Myrtales; Myrtaceae
Product: probable inorganic phosphate transporter 1-3
Exons: 2
Coding region: 174-1781 (535 amino acids)
Biological process (GO): phosphate ion transport; transmembrane transport
Cellular component (GO): membrane
Molecular function (GO): phosphate transmembrane transporter activity
Source: RefSeq, a predicted model, not a curated record